Messenger RNA from Gongylonema pulchrum, 672 nucleotides. NCBI's taxonomy places the organism in Eukaryota, Metazoa, Nematoda, Chromadorea, Rhabditida, Gongylonematidae. The record is from the annotation of a GenBank genome assembly.
AUGCUUCAUGUCUUUUCAUUGAAAAAAAGCUUGAAUUUUAGGAAUUCGAUGAAUUUUGGUCGCAUAAUCAAUGUGCUGCUCAAUGAUUAUGACAUUCAUCUGUUACCAAUGGCGGAUGGCGUUAAUGUCACCAUUGAAUUGCACGUGCAGGGUGUAUCUGGAAUCUCUGAAAUAACUGGUGAUUUUGAACUGGAUUUUAUGUACAGCGAAAUCUGGGAAGAUCCGCGGCUCAGCUUCAAGCAUUUAAACGUUUGCACGACAAACAUCACGCUGAAAAGUGAUUUUCGGAAAAAAAUUUGGACUCCAGACACGUGUAUUAUCAACAGUAAGGAGGCUGCAGUGCACAGCUCACCGUCCGAGAAUACUUUCAUUAUCCUCUAUGAGCAUGGAUUGCUUUGGAGUAAUUUCAGGCUCAAAGUGAAGGCUCCUUGCAAAAUGGAUUUGAAAAUGUUCCCGUUUGACUGGAUACACUGCCAGCUGGUUUUUGAGAGUUACUCGUUCAACACAGACGAGGUGCGCCUGGUCUGGCACGACUCACCAGUCACGAUGAUGGAAAAAGUGGAGCUGCCAGAUUUCGACCUAAUCGGCUGGAGUACUGACCAUAAAAGGCUCGAGUAUCCCAAUGGCGACUGGGACAGGGCGCAGGUACUGAAUGGUCCGCUUCUAAUUUAG